GAAUGGAUAUUUAUCGAUGAAUCAAAUACAAUAAAUUCACCUCCUACUCAAUCAUUAAACCCUCAUCCAACUCCUGAUCCUGAAAUAUUUAAAAGAAUUAUUAUACCAUUUCCACCAAAAAUAAAUCCAUCAGAUUUAAUUCGUAGAAAUAAGAAAAAUGGUGAAUUAUUAUCAAGAGCCACAAAUAAAUUUUUAAUAUAUCGUAAUGAAUAUUCGAAAGAAUUAUCUAAACAAUUAGAAUCUUGUGGUU
Messenger RNA from Dentiscutata erythropus, 250 nucleotides. Lineage: Eukaryota; Fungi; Glomeromycota; Glomeromycetes; Diversisporales; Gigasporaceae. The record is from the annotation of a GenBank genome assembly.